This is a messenger RNA of Racocetra persica, 330 nucleotides long. Lineage: Eukaryota; Fungi; Glomeromycota; Glomeromycetes; Diversisporales; Gigasporaceae. The record is from the annotation of a GenBank genome assembly.
CAAUUUGUCCUAAAUGUCCAGUUCAAAGUGAAGUACAUGUUGAGGAAAUUGAGAUAAUACCUAAACGUAAAAAAACAACCAAGCAAUUUAAAGAUUCUCAAAAAUUUAAAAAACUUGUUAAUGAGUUAUUGAAUGAGGUGACUGCACAAAACACUAUACAACCGCAUCAUCAGUCCAACACUAGAUCAUCUAUUAAUUUAAAUGAUCUUAAUAAAAACAUUUCCAUUGCUAAAGAAAAUAAUAAUAAAUCAAUUCAUGAAGUUCUUAGACCUUUAUAUUCGCUUGAUUUAAGUCAAAAUUGUAAGGAUACCAGUAAUGCUAGGGUGUUUG